Molecule: messenger RNA, 1013 nt
Organism: Panicum virgatum (switchgrass)
Lineage: Eukaryota; Viridiplantae; Streptophyta; Magnoliopsida; Poales; Poaceae
Exons: 4
Coding region: 1-639 (212 amino acids)
Source: RefSeq, a predicted model, not a curated record
AUGCUCGCGUUUGCAGCAAAUGAAGGCCAGCAGGCUUUGCUUGUUCAGACUUCAGAGAUUAAUGCCAAGAAAAAGCGAAAGAAGAACACCCACAACAAGCAAAACAGGCCGGCUCUUUCCCACGACUGGGCUCUUCCUUUCCCACUGGGCCCGAUUCUUCCUCGCGAUGGGCCUCAAUACUGGGCCGGCCCACUGGCCUACAGGCCGAGAGGAUCUGGAAGUCGAGUCUGCUCGUCUCCUUCCCAGUCCUCCAGAGCACAUGGCGGCAGCGGCGGCGGCGGCGAUCCUCCGCUCCGCUGCCCGCUCGCUCCGGCUCCGGCGGCCGCUGGAUCGGCAGGGGUGCCUUCUCGCGCGGCGCUCCGCCGAGGGCCUGAGCCCGAUCACUCGCCUCCUCAGCAGCUCCGUCCCCACGGAGGGGAGCAGAACAGGAAAGCCCAGGAGAAGAUAGGAGAUAUCUAUCAAAGGGUGUCAAUGAAGCUUGACAGGCUUACAGAUGUAAUGGAUAGGUACUCAAGGUUGCUUAAGCAAGUGGAGGCUCAGCUUAUAGAAAACAAGAAGCAUGCUGAAGCGAUAGAUUUGACUCCGUGGCUUGUGUCCUCUUUGGUGUUCUUCUUCCUCUACACCUAUAUGCAGGGCUGAUAAAGGAGUGGGAAAUGACAGGUGCCAGUAAACCCCUGUUUUCGUCUUGAUUUGUAAGAAAUGUGUUUCUUUUGGGAGGGAUAAGUAGAGUGAUACAGUGGCUUCAGACAUUCAGUGGCCAUUGCGAGGUUUCGUAGAGCAAACUAUUCCAUUGCAAUGUGCUGAAUGUUAUCAGAAUUAGUUUGAACUUAUCGUAUUAGUUAAUCGAUAGUCUCGAUAUGAUCAGAACAUUGGUUUAUCAGGGCUGUGCACAUAUAGGUGCUAAUGUUUUUCGUUUUCUGAAGACAGGAGUUAAGUAAUGGUGCCAAGCUUUUGUCUCCCCUAGAAUUUUUGGAGCGUUUAGUGACAGCUACAUGUGUUUUUGGCCCUCAAUA